Messenger RNA from Entelurus aequoreus (snake pipefish), 1493 nucleotides. RefSeq names its product synaptosomal-associated protein 25-A-like. The record is from RefSeq and is a predicted model, not a curated record. The coding region runs from base 174 to 788 and encodes 204 amino acids. NCBI's taxonomy places the organism in Eukaryota, Metazoa, Chordata, Actinopteri, Syngnathiformes, Syngnathidae. The transcript is spliced from 8 exons. Gene Ontology annotation, biological process: exocytosis; synaptic vesicle priming; synaptic vesicle fusion to presynaptic active zone membrane. Gene Ontology annotation, cellular component: synaptobrevin 2-SNAP-25-syntaxin-1a-complexin I complex; plasma membrane. Gene Ontology annotation, molecular function: SNAP receptor activity; voltage-gated potassium channel activity; syntaxin-1 binding.
GGCGCCGAAACAUCCGCCCUCCUCUCCUUCACUCCUCCUCCUCACCAUCAUUGUGGUGGAAACGAGCGGCGUGCGGACAUCUCGAACCGGGAUUUCACGGCACGUUGAAACCGAGAGGAAGAAGCAAAUCUUUUACCAGUCAUUCCAGUUGAGGUCAAAGGUCAACUCCCAUCAUGGCGGACGACGCGAACAUGCGCAACGAGCUGUCCGACCUGCAGACUCGCGCCGACGAGAUCGCCGACGAGUCCCUGGAGAGCACUCGUCGUAUGAUCGCUCUGGUGGAGGAGAGUAAAGAUGCCGGCAUCAGGACUCUGGUCAUGUUGGAUGAGCAGGGAGAGCAACUCGAUCGCGUGGAGGAGGGCAUGAACAAGGUCAACGCAGACAUGAAGGAGGCCGAGAAAGAUUUAAAAGAUUUAGGCCAGUGCUGCGGUCUCAUAUGCCCGUGUAUUCAAAAGAUUAAGGGCGGGGGCCAGGCCUGGGGAGCCAACCAGGAUGGAGUAGUGAACAGCCAGCCGGGCGCUCGGGUGAUGGACGAGCGCGAGCAGAUGGCCAUCAGUGGUGGCUUCAUCCGCAGGGUAACAGACGACGCCCGCGAGAACGAGAUGGACGAGAACCUGGAGCAGGUGGGCGGCAUCAUCGGCAACCUGCGUCACAUGGCCCUGGACAUGGGCCAGGAGAUCGACACCCAGAACCGGCAGAUCGACCGGAUCAUGGAGAAGGCGGACUCCAACAAGACCAGGAUCGACGAGGCCAACCAGCGAGCGACAAAGAUGUUGGGCAGUGGCUAAACUCUGUGAAGUGUCCCUCCCCUCACACACUACAGUCCCAGUACAACUACACAACACAACACAACACACCACAAACACAACAUGUGUACCCCCAGAUCCCCCGCGCUUGUUUUGUUGGCCCGCAGGCGCCAUGCUUUUAUUGUGUAGGAGUUUUGCACAUAUCAUCGUCAUCGUGCUUCUUGUUGUCGUCUCUUCACACAUGAUAGUUGUGUACUUUUAGUUGUGUCUUCUCCUCCUGUACAAAGUGAUGUGUCAUAAAGGAUGGACGGUACGUCAAACAAGUGGUGUGUCAUAAAGGAUCAAACAAACAUGUUGUUGUCAUGUCGGACUCUUCCAAUGCAUUACUUUGAAAUUUUAGCUUCAAGUUGACAUUUUUAUUGGCCAUGAAAGACUUUUUUUCCACCUCUUGGUGUUUUUAUCUUCAUUAAUCAUGCGUGUCGUCAAUAGUUGAACAUGCUGUGUACAACAUGUAUGUACAGUACAGUAAAUAUGAAGAGGAAGUACAGUAAAUAUGAAGAGGAAGUACAGUAUGUAUGUACAGGAAGUACAGUAGCUCACACCGCCUCUUUACCCUCUGUCUGCAAUAGUGCCACCUUUUUUUUUGUCUUUCAUGUUCUUGUGAGCCAACACUGCAACAUAUUGAUCUAAUAUCCUGGAAAAUGCCAAUAAAAUCUUCAGAACUGUAGAAACGAGACUUGGUAUUUG